AUGCCAGCAAGAAAGAUGCCAGCGCUCACGGUCGAGGACCUGGCCGUGGACCCUGCCGAGGACACCCGGCAGCUCGUCGCGCGUCACGUGGCCGAAUCUUUCGGCAACUCCCGACACUUGUCCUUCGACGACACUCUGGGCCGGUCGCAGCCCCUGAUGGGCCGGUCGCAGCAGAAGAAGCUCCUCCGCAGCUCCAUGCCCGGGGCGGUGCUACGAAUGCCCUCGGAUCUCGGCAACUCGCGCUUCUCGAGCUUCGCCAACAUCCCGGGGCACGAGGUCAUCGACACGAGCGUCCGCUUCCUGGGCGUCACCCGCGUGGACGACCACUGCGAGUUCCGGGUGAACGUGACCACAAGCAGAGGCAACUUCGUCCUGCAGAAGCGCUACUCGCAGUUCCGCGACCUGCGCCACCAGCUAUUGCUGGACGGCAAGGCCGCGUCUGCCUCGGCGGACAAGAGACGCAAUGGCGACUGCCGCAACGGAGCCUGCCAACAGCUCGCGCAGCAGCUCGCGGCGCUCAAGUUCCCGCGGCGCAAGAUGAUGUUCAAGCUGCACCGUGACGACGACGUCAAGAUCGCGAGGGAACGACAGGCGCAGCUCCAGUACUUCGUCGAGAUGGUGCUGGCAGUGUACCGCACGGCUCCAAAGCGCCAGGUGCGCUGCUGCGUCAACUCGCAGUGCCGCGUGCUUCAGGAGAUCCGGGCGUUCCUUGACAUCAACGCGCUAGCAGACGACGAGCUGCCGGACUGGAAGUCGGUCAGCAACAGCACGAAUACCAGCGGUGACGACGUCCCUAUCCUCGACACCCCUCCGUCGACGUCCUCGCCGAUCAGCAGUCCCAGCAACAAGGCUCCGAGCUCCUACGAGUCGCCGAUCCCCAUGAGAGGAUCAGCCAUGUGCCUGGAAGAGCUGUAUACGAUCACCGAGGACACGGAGAACCUCCACAUCUAA
Messenger RNA from Phytophthora sojae, 951 nucleotides. RefSeq lists its product as hypothetical. The coding region runs from base 1 to 951 and encodes 316 amino acids. The record is from RefSeq and is a predicted model, not a curated record. Gene Ontology annotation, molecular function: phosphatidylinositol binding. The transcript has a single exon. NCBI's taxonomy places the organism in Eukaryota, Oomycota, Peronosporomycetes, Peronosporales, Peronosporaceae.